Molecule: messenger RNA, 569 nt
Organism: Octopus bimaculoides (California two-spot octopus)
Lineage: Eukaryota; Metazoa; Mollusca; Cephalopoda; Octopoda; Octopodidae
Biological process (GO): regulation of transcription by RNA polymerase II
Molecular function (GO): DNA-binding transcription factor activity, RNA polymerase II-specific; RNA polymerase II cis-regulatory region sequence-specific DNA binding
Source: RefSeq, a predicted model, not a curated record
UGUGAUAUCUGUGGUAAAUCGUUCACUGUAAGUAGUGACAUAAUUAGGCACAAACGUAUUCAUACAGGAGAGAAGCCAUAUCACUGUGACAUUUGUGGUAAAUCUUUCUCUGUAAGUUGUCACUUAGUUGAACAUAAACGUAUUCAUACAGGAGAGAAGCCAUAUCACUGUGAUAUCUGCAGUAAAUCAUUCUCUGUAAAUAGUGCCUUAACUAAACACAAACGUAUUCAUACAGGAGAGAAGCCAUACUUGUGUGAUAUCUGUGGUAAAUCAUUCUCCCGGAGCAGCAACUUAAAUACGCAUGUACGUAUUCAUAAAGAAAUGUAACUGCAUCCAUGUUAAAAUUCAUAAAUAUUUUAAGCUUCACCUAAACUGGGGGUUGCCCGGUGUGUUUUAGUCACAGCAAUAACUAAUCCACUUGUGGAUCACUUCUUUUGGCCGUCAUUUACAGCCUCCCAAUAUUAUAUUUUAUCUCUCCUCAACUAUAUCUACAUUAGUGAGAUAUUGAAACAAAUAUUGUUAUGUUUUGGUGGAGUCAUAAUUAAUAAAAUCUAUAAACACACUGGCCA